Molecule: messenger RNA, 1128 nt
Organism: Photinus pyralis (common eastern firefly)
Lineage: Eukaryota; Metazoa; Arthropoda; Insecta; Coleoptera; Lampyridae
Gene: inaF-D
Exons: 3
Coding region: 270-917 (215 amino acids)
Source: RefSeq, a predicted model, not a curated record
AAUAUUAAACGGAGAGCGCAUGUGCUGCAAUGUUUAACGGUUUACGAAAACUUCGUAAUGUGUUUUUUAUACCGCGAAAUAUGAUGCCGCGAUGUCCACUCGCUUCUGUAAGUAGAUAUAUAAAACUAAUUCCCCUUCAAUAAAGAUUAGUCUACAAUCUAUCGGCAAGAACAUUCAAUGUGCGAGUGCUCACAUCACGAAUUACAACGGAGUCAUCCAGAACUCUGGAUUUUCCAGAAAAAGAUCCGAACCACCGUUCGAAUGAAACAAUGUCCCAAAAUCAACAAGAAGAAAUCGAAUUAAGUAGUACUCAACCAGCCGACAUACUCAUCAUUGCAAAACCUUCGAAGUCUACCUUCUACGGCCGAAAACAGCAAUCAAAAUUAGUUAGAUGUCUUACGGUGCUGGCGUACGUCUUAAGUGUCUCUUUGGCUGCGAUUAUUUUAUCAGUUUAUUACAUAUUUGUAUGGGAAGGCAAACCGUCGCUAUCCUACAAUAGCUAUUUAAGAACAGGAAGUCAUUAUGCAUUUGAUAAUAAAUCGUAUCAUAGAAAAAUUGCAACAAAAGAACUCCAACGGUCCAGAGUAUUUAAUGGAAUAGACAGUGCUUCGCUAGUAAUCAACACUAUUCAAGAAAUGCAAAACACUCACGAACAAAAUGCUAGUGAGAAUUCCUCUUAUAGUCAGUUGGAAAGUACUACGUACACUGGUAAUAAAAAUGUCUCAAAUGAAGCACCUCGAGCGAUAGACGAAACUUUACAUUUCGAAGAGGCCUCAUACGUUACAGUACCAUCGGAAGAAAACUCUACUUGGCUGCCCGAAGAAUCUGAUAAUUUCGAUGGAGAUUAUAAUGAAUUUCAAACGGAACCAAUUUUUAUAAAAAGAUUAUUUGGAUACCACAAAGCAAGAAUAAAAUAAGCAGACAAUUUUCGCCAUAGUAAGAAGUAUAAGAUUGUUCAUUAGAUGAUGGCACCAUACCGCAAAAUAUUAGUUAUUUUAUAUUAUGAUACUUAAAAAAAGCCUUCUAGUUAGAUAUGUUGUUCUUAUGUCGGAUAGGGAUUAUGUCAUGCGUGUAGAUAAUGGCGAAAUAAUGUGAAACUUAACAAUUAAAGCAUAAUGUUUGCCUUAA